Messenger RNA from Geodia barretti, 645 nucleotides. The record is from the annotation of a GenBank genome assembly. Lineage: Eukaryota; Metazoa; Porifera; Demospongiae; Tetractinellida; Geodiidae.
UUGGAGGAGGAUUAUGUCGAGUACGCGGUUGAUUUCGUUGCCGCGCCGACCAGCGGCUCUCGGAAACGGCGACAAGGUGUGUACCAACACCAGCAGGGUGAAGAAGCAUAUCUAACAAGUCUCCUGGGGAUGAAAGGUAUGCUGGAUGAUAGCCAGGUUACUUUCCAAGCCGAACUCACCAGGAUCCAAAAAUUACUCAACUCAAGAAGUCCUUUAUUGCGAGCUACACGAAACUACAUGGCAGAGAUAGUAGGAAAAAGAAAAAGCAAAAUUUGCGGAGAAAUCAGUGCCAUCUUGGAGAGAAUUUCAUCAUUUCUGGAAGCCAUAAAAGAUGGCUCACUACUCCCGAUGACAAAGGGAUAUAAAGCUCUCCAGAAAAACUUUGACAAUCUUCUUCGAGACAUUUCGCAAAUCUCCGUUCUCCAUGACCUUGCCUCAAAGUGCUACUCGAAAGGACUCAUUACUCUGGCUGAAAGACGAGCAGCAUUUGCUACUGGAGGAGACCUUUUCACGCAAGCCCACGAUUUCCUUGACCUUAUAUGCUCCAGGGUCAAACGCGAUGGUAAGAAGUACGACACAUUCCUGAGCAUCCUCAGGAGUGAACCAGCCUACGAGAACCUGGUGGUGUUGGCUGGUGGAAUAUGA